AUGGCUUGUGGAAUUGGACCUGAAGUUCUUAACCAAAAUAAUUAUACACCUUGGAGUAUGCGAAUUAAAACCUACUUGGUAGCGAAAGAUCUUUGGGACGUUGUCCAAACUGAACAUCCAGAAGUUGGUCCUAGUGAUAAACAUAAGGUUUGGAAGCAGAGGAAUGCCCAGGCUUUGCAUGCGAUCCAGCUUUCUUGCGGGGAUGACAUUUUAAGUUUUAUCAGUGACGCCACCUCGGCCAAAUCCGCAUGGGAUAUUUUGCUAGACAAGUUCGAAAUACACCGGAGAUUUUUCAAAGGCAAUGGAUCAUCCAAAGGUGAAGAUGUAGGUGGGAGCCAGCGUAGUAUGAAGAAGUUGACGUCAUUGCGGUCGAUAGUAAUUGGGACUCCGGUGGAAUUAAAAUCCCCGACUGAUGAUAAAACAAGACAUGGCGUUGACGACUCCUACCUUGGACCUUUGUUCAGUGAUGUGUGGCGCGGUGAUUGGAAAGCUGCAAAGGCGUUUCUUGACCAAAAUCCUGAGGCAAUCGGAAAAGUAUAUUCUAAGGAUGGAGGGACGAUUAUUCACAGUGCAAUUUUGUUUAAGCGGUUUGAUAUAGUGAAAGAGCUGCUGCAAUGGAUGAGAGAAGAAGAUUUGGCGAUAACAGAUCAACAUGGUUGCACACCUCUGAUUUAUGCUAUAAAUCAAGGAAGUAUCGAAAUAGUUGAAAACAUGAUUGAAAUGAACAAGAAUAUAGCGGCCAUGCGAAUUCCUCCCGACAACAUGACUCCUGUUCUCUAUGCUUUUUCACUGGGCUUCAAUGAAAUCGCUCGCAAGCUUUAUAAAGUCACUCCUCCCGAAGAACUAACAUGUGGACCCAAUGAAGGCCGUGACGGCGCUGAACUUAUUUCCAGUUGUUUCUAUGCCCAAUCAUUUGGUACGUACAUAAAUGUGGGUUUAUUUCGAGGACUUGCUAAGAAUCUCCUUAAACUUUUGGGUGUCAAGCGUAUGUAUGAAAUGAAAUUGGUCCAUGACCGAACCCGAGAAUUUUUAUGUUUAAUGAGUAGACACAUUACGUGUGUGACGGCGAAGCAAUAUUCGUUCCUGCAAACAGCAAUCUUCCGAGCUAUGGAACAAGGACUAGUUGAGUUCAUUGAUCAUCUAUUUGAGGCUAAUCCAGGCCUUGAGAUACAAGAUGGAAAAGGCAAAGCAGUGUUGGAAUAUGCCGUGGAAUGUCGUCAAGCAAAAAUUUAUAACCUUCUGUAUGGGAUGCUGAGGGAAAGUGAUAGAACUUGGGCUUUGAGUUGUAAUAGUAUUCUACAUUCAGCGGCGAAUCUAUCUGGGAACCUUAAUCAUAUUCAGGGUGCAGCGCUGCAAAUGCAAAGCGAACUGCAAUGGUUCAAGGAGGUGGAGAGCAUUGUACCUAUCAUUGUCCCUGGAUUGAUAAAUUAUACUGAUCGCAUGACAGCUCGAGCAUUAUUUACCAAGAACCACAAAGAAUUGGUGGAGGAGGGUGCGAAAUCGAUGAAAGCGACUGCAACUUCUUGUACAGUUGUAGGUGCUUUAAUUGUUACAAUGAUGUUUGCUGCAUCAUUUACAGUUCCUGGAGGAAGCACACAAGACAAAGGCUAUCCCACAUUUUUGGGUAAAAAGUUGUUCAUGGUUUUUAUAAUGUCAGAUUCUAUAUCGCUAUUUUUUUCCACAACUUCAGUAAUGAUAUUUUUAGGGUUGCUCACAUCGCGUUAUUCCGAAGAAUACUUCCUCGUAUCUUUACCCACAAAAAUGAUACUAGGCCUUUUCACCCUUUUUUUCUCUAUCGCCGCUAUGAUGAUGGCCUUCUCUUCUGCCCUUAUCCUUAUGCUUGACAAACAAUCAUGGAUCGUUAUCCCAGUUAUUCUUCUUGCGACUCUUCCAAUAGCCUCAUUUGUGUGGAUGCAAUUUCCCCUCCUUCGUGCAUGAUUUAUACUUAUGGACCAGGAAAGUUUGACAAAAAAAAAGAAACGUUGAAUUUAAAUUCUUCGUGCCAUGUAAUUUUAUGUAUUUUUUUCCUCUUGAUGUAAUAUGUGUGAUGUUUAUCUUUGGUUGAUUUUGU
Molecule: messenger RNA, 2071 nt
Organism: Malus domestica (apple)
Lineage: Eukaryota; Viridiplantae; Streptophyta; Magnoliopsida; Rosales; Rosaceae
Source: RefSeq, a predicted model, not a curated record